This is a messenger RNA of Sesamum indicum (sesame), 730 nucleotides long. RefSeq names its product Late embryogenesis abundant protein. Lineage: Eukaryota; Viridiplantae; Streptophyta; Magnoliopsida; Lamiales; Pedaliaceae. Gene Ontology annotation, biological process: response to desiccation. The record is from RefSeq and is a predicted model, not a curated record. Gene Ontology annotation, cellular component: cytosol.
UCCCAACUAUAAAUUAAUAACUUAUCUCAUCCCUCAAACUGUUCAAUCAUUCAGUUGAUCUUCUCUCUUUCGUUUCGUUCAAGGGCUACCGAUCAAGAACUGAGAUCAUCGUCGUAUUAUCCUAAUCACUGUGUGUUUAUUACAAUAAUAAUAAUAUACCAAAAUGCAGGAUUUGGCGGACAAGGCCAAGAAUUUCGUGGCGGAUAAGGUGGCUAACAUGAAGAAGCCGGAGGCUUCCGUAACCGACGUCGAUCUUAAAGAUGUCGGCCGGGACAGUAUCACCUAUCUGGCGAAGCUCUCCGUCACCAAUCCCUACAGCGUAUCCAUCCCCAUCGGCGAGAUCAAAUACUCCCUCAAAAGUGCGGACAGGGUGAUCGCAUCGGGUAACAUUCCUGACCCUGGAUCCUUGAAAGGGAACGACACGACGAUGGUGGAGGUGGGGAUGAAGGUUCCACAUAAUGUGCUGGUGAGCUUGAUCAAGGACAUUGGUGCCGACUGGGACAUAGACUAUGUACUGGAAAUAGGGCUCGUCGUGGAUCUCCCGGUUGUUGGAAACAUUACGCUUCCUCUGUCUCACAAGGGCGAGAUGAAGCUCCCUACUCUCAAACACUUGUUUUAAUUAUAGUCUUAGUCUUCCUGUAAACCUGCAUAAUAACAACAAUAAUAAUACUAUGUUGUUCGCUUUCUACGUGUAUUUUCUCCACUUCUUUAUAGCAAGAUUUCGUAUGUA